This is a messenger RNA of Neurospora hispaniola, 2092 nucleotides long. RefSeq names its product Metallo-dependent phosphatase. Gene Ontology annotation, molecular function: endopolyphosphatase activity; phosphatase activity. Gene Ontology annotation, cellular component: cytoplasm. The record is from RefSeq and is a predicted model, not a curated record. Bases 243 to 1772 code for a protein of 509 amino acids. The transcript has a single exon. Gene Ontology annotation, biological process: polyphosphate catabolic process. Lineage: Eukaryota; Fungi; Ascomycota; Sordariomycetes; Sordariales; Sordariaceae.
CAUAAGGUGUAGCCUUCCCCGAUUGAGGAUUUCUGCUACAAGCGACUAGGCGCGGUUUAGCCUCCUCACAAGCUCUUCACCUCUUUUCUUCAAUUUUUUUCUUUGGUUCCAUACUAUUUCGAUUUCAAUGCUUUUCAUUUCUUUUUAUGGUUUUAAUUAGCAUUAUUUGCCUAAUUGCUUAGAGCCCCAAUUCCAGAAUGAUAUAAACAGCACUCACGACAGAGUACUGGAACACUUGAUUAAUGAUGGCUACAGAACCCUCGCAACCUCAAGCUCUCACGACCCAGGAUAAUGACGAUAGGCACCAUAUUCCCAUUAUCUCAGACCUCGAACUUGGCGACGCAGUCCACACUCCUGUAACUCUAAUAUCAAACCUCUCUAAGAAACAUCUCCCAUCUACCACCAACCCUUCACCACCGUCCGCAUCAUCUUCCGAUAUUACCAAGAACAAACGUUUGGUUAUUGUAGGCGACACGCACGGUCGCCCGACAGCUCUACAAUCUCUUCUGGACAAAAUAUCUUUCGACAACACGACAGAUCAUCUCAUUCUUGCCGGAGAUUUAGUUACAAAAGGUCCGGAUAGCAAGGGCUUGGUGCAGUUCGCUAGGGACAUAGGAGCGAGUGCCGUGAGAGGCAACCAUGACGACAAGGUACUCGAGGCCGCGAAGUGGUUAGGUCGCAUAAAGCAGGGCAAGAAAGAGUGGGGAAAGACAGAGAACGAGGGCGAUAGUGUGAGAGAAGACGAUGAGGAAAUGUCCGAAGAAGAGGAAGCGAAGGAUAGUGUCGAAAUCUCAGGACGACGACGGAGAAAAAAGCCCAAGGGGGUGAAACCAGAACACAUUGCCGUCGCCCGCUCCCUCACCCUCUCUCAGCUUCACUGGCUUGCCUCUCGUCCCAUCAUCCUCCGAGUCGGCCACCUUUCCGGAGCCAAGACCGCGCCAUGGAACGCCAAAGAAGUUGUCGUCGUCCACGGGGGCCUCAUCCCAUCUCUCCCGCUAGAGAAGCAAGACCCAUGGGCGGUGAUGAACGUGCGAAGUCUGGUUUACAAGCGCUCCACUUCAUCAACCUCUGACGAUAACACCGAUAACCAAGACGAGAAGAAGAACAAUGAUGGAAGCAUUGACACCGCCAUCACCCAUAAUCGAAUAACCACCAUUCCUCUCGACACCCGCGAAGGUGAACCCUGGUCCCGCGCUUGGAACCGCUACCAGAAUCUGAUUAGCAGCGAAUCCAAUCGCGUAGUCGUCAUCUACGGCCACGACGCCCGCUCUGGUCUGCAAGUCGACAAACACAUCACCAUCGACCCCGGGAAGAGCCCAAUCCCACUCAGCGCCCGCCAUAUUAUCGGAACAGGGGAUCAAACUGUCAUCUUGGCCGCCGGAGGAGACGUGGAAUUGGAGAUCGAGACUGGAUAUGAGGGUAGUGAUGAUGAUGGUAAUGAUGACGACGACGAUGAUGAUUCGGCGCCGAGCACUAUAUCGUUGACAACGAAUACUAUGGUGACGAAUGCGCCAAUGACAGCGGCGGCAGCAUCACCGGACACGGCCGUAGCAACGGAGACGGAAACGGUGGAAAAGAGAUCACCAGAUGGAGGAAAAGAUUUGGAAGUUGAAAGUAAUAGGAAAAAGCCUAAGAAGUUUAAGGGAAUUCGAUAUGCGUACGGUCUCGACUCAGGAUGCGGGCACGGGAGAAAGUUGAGUGCGUUGGUGUUGGGUGUCAACGAGAGCGGGGAUGAUAUUGUUCAUUGGAUUGAACAGGUUAAGUGUGAGUGAACAAAGUGGGAAGAAUCAAAAAUUCCAUGAUGUCUUCAUCUUGAGGGUGGCAAAGAUUGUGCCUUUUUUCUGUGUCACAUUCAAUCCUGGCGUUGGGGUUGAGCUACCUAAACUGUCUUACACGUUCGAGGUCCCUGGGGAAAUAAAAGUCAGGACGAUCAUGCGGUUAGGGGCAAAUAACUUUGGCUUGAACAAAUGGAAACAUAAAAAGCAAGAGUAUAGGUACUUAUUCAAUAACAAGUAUCGCAAGAGCUCAAAGCAAGGUGGUCAGAUGGGUGUGUGCUAGGAAACCCUAACCCUAUUCAUCAAACUUCGUUAUC